Messenger RNA from Tigriopus californicus, 1937 nucleotides. RefSeq lists its product as uncharacterized. NCBI's taxonomy places the organism in Eukaryota, Metazoa, Arthropoda, Copepoda, Harpacticoida, Harpacticidae. The record is from RefSeq and is a predicted model, not a curated record. The coding region runs from base 316 to 1803 and encodes 495 amino acids. The transcript is spliced from 5 exons.
AGUCAUAGUGUCUCGCGGGCUCGUAACAAUUUGUGUGCCCACGUGAAUGUACACAUACUCGCUUGUGGCGCAUGGAACAACUUGGAACGGAGGACCAAACGAACAAACGGAGGAACGAGCGAACGAACGGACGCGAAGGCAAGUGGCAAAAGUGGCAAGUGUCUCCUCGUCAGUAGGUGAUUGACCCACUUGGAGAUGGGAGGGAGGAGCAAACGCAUAGGAGGAGUUGGAGUGACAAAAUAGAGAUGGUUAGUGACAACUAGAGAGACACAAGGAGGAAACCCUGAUUCAUCGGGGGAGUCUCCAGGGUCCAGCAUGUCGCCGCGAAGACCCGUUCCCAAUUUGAAGUUGUCCUCCGUGAACAUGGUGGUCCGACUCCUGGCGGGUGCGGCUCUCAGACACGAUCUAGUUUAUAUCGAGGAAACUCUUCGGAUUCUGAUCCAUUUGGGAUUGUUCACCGAUAUUGUAAAUGCCACGUUGAAGCUGCUCAACAUCCGUCGAACGUAUUCAAAGCCCGAUAAGAUGCUUCUUCAUCACAAGCUUCUGAUCAAGACUUUACUGCCCAAGUUACUCAACUGCCAUUUGGUGGCCAUCAACCUGAGAUACGACUUUAUCAAACACUCUUUUGAGGCCAAGGAGAUCAUCCUACGAGGAAUCAGACACUUUCGCAAUCUGGAAAGGAUCGACCUGAGCGGUUUUUGCACCGACGAAUUGGUCACGAAAUUGAGCCGACAUUGCCCUCAUCUGCGCCAUCUCUCGGCUAAUCACAGCAAAGCUCUCAGUAAUUCUGCCUUAAGUGCAUUGACCGGAGCCAUCCGGGAUGGAUCCGAAUUCGUUCUUGGCUGCAAAGAACUGAGAAGACUGGAGAUAUUCAACUGCCCAUUGAUCACGGCCUCAAAACUUGUGAGCCUGAUCUUGAUACUGCCCAAGAUAUCGUUUAUAUCCUCGGAAAAGAUGCCCAUCGCAUUUGAAAGCUCCGCUCUUUUCGAAUCCGGUCAACGGUUUCAGCUCACCAAUUUUGAGCACACUGUGUCUCAUUUGGAGCGUUCCCAGGAGAAGUUCUACCAGCAUCUCACCAGGGGUGAGACGUUUCUCCACAAGGUCAGCGAGAUCUUUCCCAAGAUCCUCACCGUCAAAUUGACCCUGUCCUACUACGGGGACAGUCACGUGGUGUCACAAAUACGAUGUUUUCAGAACAUUCACACUUUGAUACUGGAGUUGCCGGAUGGCCGAUUGGAGGAGAGCUUCCAAGAGCUCUUAAUGGAACGAGGUCACCAAUUGAAGAAAUUGUGUCUGCGCGUUCAGUUUGCCAAUCUGAGGGACUUGACGUCAGUGUUCCAAUUUUGCCCCUCGUUGACCGUGUUCCAGUUCUUCACAAUCACUCUAUUUGAUGAUGGCUUCCAUGGCACCAAAUGGGAGCGAUUCCCGUCGAGUGAGUUCCUCGUCGAGCUUUGUUUGGGUGUGGGCAAGACUUUUUCGAGGAACAUCGAGCUGUUCCCUGCCAUCAUGGAGGAGCUGCUUCUCAAGAUGGCCAAUAUGGAACGUGUUGCCUUAUCAGGAAUCUGUUCCUCGUGGCUGGACGAUAAAAGCAUCGACUUUCUGGUCAUCCAAGGAGGACUUGGGGCCAUUCGAAACCUCUCAAUCAACGGGAAGUGUCCCUUGACCCUCAUCUCCGCCCUAUCAUUGAUUCAACAUUGUCAGAAUUUGGACCAUAUUCCACUCCACGGCUGGAAUUUGAACGUGGAAGACCGAUUGGAGUUGAUAAAUUUUAUCCACGCGAACGACCUAAAUGUGACUAUAUAACGCGAAAUGCAAAAUAACCCCCAUGAUAUUGGUAUAUAUAUAUACGUAUAGAUUUGACUCGUCUUUAUUUCCAUAUUGAAUUAAUAGACAAGAUUGAAGUGAAAUGAGGUCAAUAAAUAUGAUUCUAAACACGA